Messenger RNA from Chlorocebus sabaeus (green monkey), 3656 nucleotides. It is a transcript of the gene SPART, whose product is annotated as spartin. Gene Ontology annotation, biological process: negative regulation of BMP signaling pathway; cell division. The record is from RefSeq and is a predicted model, not a curated record. Lineage: Eukaryota; Metazoa; Chordata; Mammalia; Primates; Cercopithecidae. Gene Ontology annotation, cellular component: plasma membrane.
CACACUCUCUUCUAGUGCCUCCGGAGGCCUCAGUUUUGCGGGGGAGAAGGAGAUUGCGCAGGCGCGGAGCAGCCGACGUGGCCGCAGGGGACUGUGCCUGGGGGGGUCUGCGCGAAACCGCUGACUCGCGAGGUUCUCUGUCGCCUGCCGCCCUCGCUCCUUUUCUCCCCUUCUACAGUGUUACGGUGACUCUUGGGUUCGAAGGGGACGGACGUCCUCCCACGUACCAUUUAGAGAGUCAUCUUAGUGGGAUUUGGGGAAGCAACAGGGCUGUGUGGGGUAACCUGCCACCUUUAAGUGGAAAUCAGAAAUGGAGCAAGAGCCACAAAAUGGAGAACCUGCUGAAAUUAAGAUCAUCAGAGAAGCAUAUAAGAAGGCCUUUUUGUUUGUUAACAAAGGUCUGAAUACAGAUGAAUUAGGUCAGAAGGAAGAAGCAAAGAACUACUAUAAGCAAGGAAUAGGACACCUGCUCAGAGGGAUCAGCAUUUCAUCAACAGAGUCUGAACACACAGGCCCUGGGUGGGAAUCUGCUAGACAAAUGCAACAGAAAAUGAAAGAAACACUACAGAAUGUACGCACCAGGCUGGAAAUUCUAGAGAAGGGUCUUGCCACUUCUCUACAGAAUGAUCUUCAGGAGGUGCCCAAGUUAUAUCCAGAAUUUCCACCUAAAGACAUGUGUGAAAAAUUACCAGAGCCUCAGUCUUUUAGUUCAGCUCCUCAGCAUGCUGAAGUAGAUGGAAACACCUCAACUCCAAGUGCAGGGGCAGUUGCUGCGCCUGCUUCUCUCUCUUUACCAUCCCAAAGUUGUCCAGCAGAAGCUCCUCCUGCUUAUACUCCUCAGGCUGCUGAAGGUCACUACACUGUAUCCUAUGGAACAGAUUCUGGGGAGUUUUCAUCAGUUGGAGAAGAGUUUUAUAGGAAUCAUUCUCAGCCGCCGCCUCUUGAGACUUUAGGGCUAGAUGCAGAUGAAUUGAUUUUGAUACCAAAUGGAGUACAGAUUUUUUUUGUAAAUCCUGCAGGGGAGGUUAGUGCACCUUCGUAUCCUGGGUACCUUCGAAUUGUGAGGUUUUUGGAUAAUUCUCUUGAUACGGUUCUAAACCGUCCUCCCGGGUUUCUUCAGGUUUGUGACUGGUUGUAUCCUCUAGUUCCUGAUAGAUCUCCAGUUCUGAAAUGUACUGCAGGAGCCUACAUGUUUCCUGAUACAAUGCUGCAAGCAGCAGGAUGCUUUGUGGGGGUCGUCCUGUCCUCUGAGUUACCAGAGGAUGAUAGAGAGCUCUUUGAGGAUCUAUUAAGGCAAAUGUCUGACCUUCGGCUCCAGGCCAACUGGAACAGAGCAGAAGAAGAAAAUGAAUUCCAAAUCCCUGGAAGAACUAGACCCUCCUCUGACCAACUAAAAGAAGCCUCGGGCACUGAUGUGAAACAGUUGGACCAAGGCAAUAAGGAUGUACGUCAUAAAGGAAAACGUGGAAAAAGGGCUAAAGAUACUUCAAGUGAAGAAGUUAACCUGAGUCACAUUGUACCAUGUGAGCCAGUUCCAGAAGAAAAAUCAAAAGAAUUACCUGAAUGGAGUGAGAAAGUGGCUCACAACAUUUUGUCAGGUGCUUCCUGGGUGAGUUGGGGUUUAAUCAAAGGUGCUGAGUUUACUGGCAAAGCAAUCCAGAAAGGUGCUUCUAAACUCCGAGAGCGGAUUCAACCAGAAGAAAAACCUGUGGAAGUUAGUCCAGCUGUCACCAAGGGACUUUAUAUAGCGAAGCAAGCUACAGGAGGAGCAGCAAAAGUCAGUCAGUUCCUGGUUGAUGGAGUUUGCACUGUAGCAAAUUGCGUUGGAAAAGAACUAGCUCCACAUGUCAAGAAGCAUGGAAGCAAACUAGUUCCAGAAUCUCUUAAAAAAGACAAAGAUGGGAAAUCUCCUCUGGAUGGUGCCAUGGUUGUAGCAGCAAGUAGUGUUCAAGGAUUUUCAACUGUUUGGCAAGGAUUGGAAUGUGCAGCUAAAUGCAUUGUUAACAAUGUUUCAGCAGAAACUGUACAAACUGUCAGAUAUAAAUACGGGUAUAAUGCAGGAGAAGCUACCCACAAUGCGGUGGAUUCUGCAGUCAAUGUUGGCGUAACUGCCUACAAUAUUAACAACAUUGGUAUCAAAGCAAUGGUGAAGAAAACUGCAACACAAACAGGACACACUCUCCUUGAGGACUAUCAGAUAGUUGAUAAUUCUCAGAGGGAAAAUCAAGAAGGAGCAGCAAAUGUCAACGUGAGAGGGGAGAAGGAUGAGCAGACGAAGGAAGUAAAGGAGGCAAAGAAGAAAGAUAAAUGAUGGAGUGCUGGGAAUCACCUAUACCAAAGCCUUAUGAAAUGGAUGAAAUUUUGUUAUGUAAGCAAAUGUGGAAUUCCUCACAGAUUAACCAGUAUUUUUUAAAUGUAUUCAUUCCUACAAAUUAACUUUCAUAAAUUUUAUGGCAUGUCUUCUAUUUAAAAGGAAAAGAAUAAGUAUUCUUGCAUCUGGCCUUAGAAAUGUGAAGUAAUAUUCUCAAGUUUAUUUUUUCCAAGUGUAGCUGAAAUAUUUUUGCAGGUAAAAUAAAGCUAAUAAUGUGCUAUUUAGACCUUAUUAAACCUAAUGUUGAACUAUUUUUAUAUGUGCUAUAUUUCAGAAAGCAAAUUAGGAAACUAUAUAUUUGCUUAAAAAUUGGCAUUUAGUAACCUUAAUUCUUUUUAUAGAAGGCUUAAAGUAUUGUCUCCUCUUUUUGCACUAAGUGUGGAUUUUUUUAGAUGCUUCUCAAAAUUUUCAGUGUGUAAGCUAAACCUAAUCCUAAACUAAGAAUUCUCAAAAAGACUUGUUCAAAACGGAAAGACUGAUGAAAAGUAAAAUGGACUACUUUUGUAACUUACCUGUUUGUUAGGAAAUGGAAUGGUCUUUUUGAUUUAAAAUGAAUAAAAAUAGAUUAUUACAUCUUUUGUAUUGAGACCGAUUGUUCUCUUAUGAGCCUAGGACAUUUGGGAACAUGAUUGUUUUGUAUUAAAAUUCAAAGUGAUUAUUAUCAGCUUAAUUGGAUUAAAAAAGUACUUCAAGAAAUUAUUUAAUCAUAUCUGCUUCUGUUUUUCCAAAAGGUUAAAACUUGUAAAAAAAAAAAUAUAUAUAUAUAAACAGAAUUGAGUUUACUAAUGGUAAACAUUUUUAUUCUGGGAUUCGGUCAUUGGAAUUUAUAUUAAAAGACAAGUUAUUAAAAAGGAAAGGUUCGUUCAUAAUCAAGGUAAAGAAUAUGAAAACCUUAGGCGUAAUCCAUGGUGGAUAGGCAUUAUGGUUUCCACUUUGGCAGGAGGCAGACUAUUCACAGACCUAUUUACUUACAUGGGCUAAAAAACUAUGUAACUAAAUACCUAAUGGUAUUUUAUUUUUGUUUACUGAAUUUAAGAGAUUGGUGUUAGUUUUCAUAGCUGUAGUCCAUUCUAAUAAUUUCUGAUCUUCUAGUGGCUACUUAGACAUUAUUUGAAGCUGUCUGAAGAAUGCACUUUAUGAAUUAAAAAACUCUGAAUUGCCUGACCUCAUUAUCACAUGGGCUUAUAUUUUGGGAACACAUGGAACUGAUGUAGGCUUUUCCUAAGACCAAGGAUAAUGUACUAGUUGAUAAAAUGGAAAUAAAAGUGAAUUGGUAAAUAGCUUA